UGUCCCUGUUUUCUUACCGUAGUUUGCCCCAACUUGGUUCCGCGUCGUUGCUUCGUUGAUUUCGUAGUCUGAGAAGUAGUGGAUGGUGUUAAAUAUUAUCCAAUGACAACAUGGACCCUCAUUGCCCUCACCUGAUCGCCGACUGCCUUAUUCAUAUUUUUUCGUUUCUGCCCGAAGAGGAUUUAAUCAGUGCUUCCAGUGUGUGCAAGGACUGGAAUGAUGCUGCAGAGGCUCCUUGGUUAUGGAGGAGGAUGUGUCUGCACCGCUGGAGUUUCUGUAAUCUCUCCGUCUUGGGAAGUGAGCACGUGAAUCACUCUUGGAAGAGAUACUUCCUGCGACGCUCCUACUUGGAGAUGAAAAUGACUAAAGGGAGGUCAGGAGGCUACACCUGCAAAAGCCUCAGAGGGCACACAGGCAGGGUGGUAGGCUUGGUGUACCUGAACGGGAAUUCAAACCAGCAACCCGACCUCUGGAGCAACAGCGCCACAGUCUGCAGUGCUUCUACUGAUGGGACAGUCCGAGCAUGGGACAUCCAAAAUAGUAAGCUCCUGUGGUGCAGCCCCGUGCAGAGUCCUCUGACAGCGAUUGUAAGUGAUGAACAGCAUGAAAUGGUGAUCACAGCAGACUCUGCCGGCCUCAUUAAGACCUGGCGAGGCCAGACUGGAGAAGAGGUGGCCUCCUUUACCACUGCAUCUCCGUACUGUACCUUACUACAGUACAACAUAAACAGUGAUUGGUUUCUGACCUUUGGAACCUGUCAGGGAUCUGUGCAUACCCUUGCUGGUUCUUCUUUGACUGAAAAGUCCAACAUAGUGGUGUGUGACUCCUUCAGAGUCGACAUACUUCUAAUUUCACCUGACAAGAAAUGGAUUGCGGCUGGUUCCACACACAGUGGUGACUCAAGUCUAAAGGUGAUUUACGCUGAGAGAGUGACCUCUCCAUCUGAGGAGAACGAUCCUCUGUGUAAGCCUUUGCCAGUUGCUGGGUGCCUGGCUGCUGUCUUCGUACCCACCCAGCCUGCCAGGCUGGCCAUCGUCCACACAAACGCACCCUCAAGAGACAAAGUCCUCACUGUGUUCGAUGUCAGCAUGAAAAAGGAUAAGUACAAGUCAGAGAUCCAGGUCCAGCAGGUGGAAUCCUUCCCCUUGACGCUCAACACCUGGUCAUCAAAUAUCCUUCUAGAGGCCAAGGACAGCAACUGUAUAGUCCUGGCAGCUAAUGAACAGCUUUGGGUUUACUCUCUGAAAGGAGCCCUGAUUGCUAACUUUAAAGAGCAUGUCAUGCCCAUCUCUGCUAUAUAUGUGGACAGUUUUCGUGUGGUAACGGCGUCUCAGGACCUCUCCUUACGAGUGCUGACGUGGAGAAAUGACAGAGACCGUGGAUUGACUCUGGAGAGUCAGUACCAUUUACUGGGAGGCUCUCACUCAAUGUCCAGUGGGUUCACUCACGUCUGCUGUGACUACACCAGCAUUGUGGCCUCAGUAGAAGGGAAAGAUGGGAAAGAUGUCUUAAAAGCAUAUUCUUUCACCUCCUGAGCAGCACAGCGUCAGUCCGUGUCAUAUAAGGACGUGUUGGCAGCCUUUGUCUCUUGGAUGUGACCGGGCUAAGGACGUAAUUUGCCAAAAAAAUAUUCUGCUCAUUUGUUUUUCAGUUUUAUACCUCCACUCUACUGAAGUAUUAUGUCACUGAUACAAGCUGGUCAAAUAUCAGUGACAACAAACUAUAUAUAAACGUUCAUAUUAAGACCACACUGACAGAUUUCAAUUUUUACACAAAUUAAACAAAUGAAGGCAAAAAAAA
Molecule: messenger RNA, 1800 nt
Organism: Mugil cephalus (flathead mullet)
Lineage: Eukaryota; Metazoa; Chordata; Actinopteri; Mugiliformes; Mugilidae
Gene: fbxw12
Product: F-box and WD repeat domain containing 12
Exons: 10
Coding region: 111-1535 (474 amino acids)
Molecular function (GO): protein binding
Source: RefSeq, a predicted model, not a curated record